CACGCGCCCGUGACUCACGACACAAGCCCAUGAGCUGACACAUGUCACGAGCUGUCGAUGGUGGAGAGCACUCUGGAACAUCUCGUCCGCUGGAAGCAUGUUGUACUGGCGCUUCAUCCUUGCAACCGCCGUGUCCCUGGCCACGGCCGCGGCACAGGAGUUUACGGGUGACGGCACGGGGUACGUCCUCGGCACACCAAGCAGCGGCAAUUGCAACUUCAUGAACGUCCCGAAAGCUGUGUCGACAAAUUAUGUCGCGCUCGCAACCGAACGCUUUGCGCAAACGGCCGCGUGCGGAAAGUGCGUUCAAGUACGCUGCACGAACGACAGGUGCAAAGGUGCCACUGCCACGGAAGUGCUCUACGUUGUGGAUCAGUGCCCUGGCUGUGCCAAGGACGACCUCGACUUUUCUCGCGAAGUGUUCAUGAAGCUCACCAACGGCAUCGAACCUGGUCGAUUGAAAAUGACAUGGUCGUUUGUGACGUGCCCCCACACGUCGGACAUUGUGAUGUGCAAAAAACCUGGCAGUAACGCGUUUUGGUUUGCUGUCCAGCCCGCCGGCGCCGUCAGUGGCAUCGGCUCCGUGAAGAUCAACGGCAAAGCCACGUCCUUGAUCGACUCUGCGUUCUACUUCAAACUUGAAUCCAGCCCUGGGCUCGACUUGUCCAGAGUGCAGUUUGAAGUGACCCCGGAUAGCGGCGGCGACGCCAUCACGGCCACCCUCGACAUGAGCAAGGAUGGAUGCGUGUCCACCGGCAAACAGUUUGGCCGCUCGGAUGGGUCUCCCACCGCUCCUCCUUCUUCUGCUGCACCGCCCGUGUCAUCGAAGGCCCCAUCCACGCCGGUCGCUUCAACCCUGGAACCCACCACAACUGGUUCAGUUGUCACCACGCUGUCACCAUCACCUGACGUCUCGACCUCGAAGGCUACGGCUGUGCCCCUACCGGUGGCUGAUUCCACGACGCAUCCCAUCGAUGCGAACGACCUACACAACGAAACUACAACCUCCCCACCUGUCGCGUUCUCAAUCGCCCAGUCGACGUCUUCUCCCAAUGGCGUCGAGAUUUCAGUCCAGGCCCAAGCGGAGGACCAAGGAUUGGACUUGGGGUAUUACUUGAUUCUGGCGGGUGGGUGCGUGAUGGCUGGGGUCGCCCUUGCCGCCAUUGUCCACAUCCGACGAAAGAAGUGGGAAGACAAGGACAGUGACUUGGACUUCAAUGACGCACAGACGGCGAUUGCCGCGCACCGGUCCGACAACAACAUCGCUAUUCUGUAUGUCAAGGCAUGCAUUUCGCGCCACGAUCAAGGACAGUUGUGUGCCUUUCGAGUUGUGGCCCCGCCGGAGUGUAGUAACCAUGGCUUAUCAUGCCGAGCUUCCAUCUAA
Aphanomyces invadans is the source of this 1384-nucleotide messenger RNA. RefSeq lists its product as hypothetical. Bases 98 to 1384 code for a protein of 428 amino acids. The transcript has a single exon. Gene Ontology annotation, biological process: defense response to bacterium; defense response to fungus. The record is from RefSeq and is a predicted model, not a curated record. NCBI's taxonomy places the organism in Eukaryota, Oomycota, Saprolegniomycetes, Saprolegniales, Verrucalvaceae.